CUCCGGAAAGACAUUGGUAGUGGGUUGGACAAUGGGGAAAUAUUAGUAAACCUUAUAUAAAAUUGUUGGUCUUGUGCUUGUAUUUAACACAUCAUUAUGGGGAAGAAACACAAAAAGCACAGGCCUGAAUGGAGGACGGUUGAUGGUUAUGAAGACAAACCUCUGGAGAAACCAUUGAAGCUGGUGCUGAAAGUGGGAGGCAACGAGGUCACUGAGCUCUCCGGUUCUGGACAUGACUCUAGUUACUAUGAUGACAGAUCUGACCAUGAACGCGAACGCCACAAAGAAAAGAAGAAGAAAAAGAAGAAGAAAUCAGAAAAGGACAAAGACAAGCACGUAGAUGACGAGGAGAGAAGGAGACGGAAGGAAGAAAAGAAGAAAAAGAAGGAGCUAAGGGAGCAGAGUGAAAAUGCUGCUGCAAGUGCAAGUGCAAGUGCACCACCAGCACCACCACCACCAAUUGAGCCCUUUGUUUUGCCAAAACCUGUUGAGCCAGUAGAGGAGAAGAAGCGGAAACGGGACAAGUGUUAUGCAGAGGAAGGCAUCGAUGAGUUCCAUCCAAGGAUUAAGGUUGAAGUUGAACAGGCGGGUGACAGGCCUGUCCGAGCUUGCAGGACCCAGCAAGAGAGUGAAUGUACCCCAUUUCAACAGAUCCUAGAGCAUUUCAUUCGACAGCUUCAGAGGAAAGACCCCAAUGGGUUCUUUGCAUUUCCAGUGACAGAUGUCAUUGCUCCUGGUUAUUCCACUAUCAUUAAGCACCCCAUGGACUUCAGCACAAUGAAAGACAAGGUCACUGAAAAUGAGUACAAAACAGUCACAGAGUUUAAGGCAGAUUUCAAGCUCAUGUGUGACAAUGCUAUGCUGUACAAUCGACCUGAGACGGUUUACUACAAAGCUGCCAAGAAAUUGCUCCACACAGGGUUCAAGAUGAUGAGCAAAGAGCGGCUCCUGACGUUGAAGCGCAGCAUGUCUUUCAUGCAUGACAUGGAUUUCUCCCAGCAGGCGGCCAUUUUGGGCGAUGAAGACAUUGCUGCCGAAGAGCCAGAGCCUGCCGUCAUCCCCAUGCCUGUGGAGUCAGCCAAAAAGUCCAAGAAGCAGCCCCUUCACAGAGAGCCCCUCAUCAGUGAUAUUUAUGAGCCAGAGGGAAAUGCCUGCAGCUUGACGGACAGCACAGCAGAAGAGCAUGUUCUGGCCCUAGUGGAGCACGCUGCUGAUGAAGCACGAGAUCGCAUCAACCGUUUCAUGCCCAGCUCCAAGAUUGGUUACCUAAGGAAAGAGGGAGAGGGUCUCCUCUACACUGUUGUCAAUCAGCAGGAACCAGAUGCGGAAGAGGAGGAGACCCACCCUGUUGACCUGAGUUCACUAUCAAAUAAGCUCUUACCUGGUCUAACAGCACUGGGAUUCAAAGACGACCGGAGACACAAAGUGACGUUCCUCAGCAGUGCGUACAACACGCAGACCCUCCAGAACAACUCCAUCUAUCCUGACCUGCUCCCAGAGGAGAUGGACGUGCUCUACUCGGCCUACGGGGACGAGACGGGAGUGCAGUGCGCCCUCAGUCUCCAGGAGUUUGUGAAGGGCUGCGGAGGCAUCACCAAGAAGCUUGUGGAUGAAUUACUGGACAAGAUGACGGGUGGGGAUCACUCCAAAUCAGUGUUCCAGAUUCGACAGAAAAGAAACAUGUCUGCUACACCAGAUGAAACCAAGACUAACAUCUCUGAUAUGCAGCAGGAUGGAAGUGGGACAUCAGGAGAGAGCAGCUCAAUGCUGGAUUUCAUGUCUAUGAAGAGCUAUCCUGACAUGUCUCUUGAUAUAUCCAUGCUGAACAAUCUGGGUAAGACGGUGAAGAAAGAGCCGGAACACGACGAGGGCCACCAGCACUUUGACGACACUGCCAAGCUCCUGCAGGAGUUCCAGGACACACAGGUGGACAGGGUGGGCUCCAGGCCCUCAUCCAACCUGUCCUCCCUCUCCAACGCCUCCGAACGAGACCAGCACCACCUGGGGAGUCCAGCACACCUUGGUGUUGGAGAUCAGUCAGAGAUGAUGCACGACCCGUAUGAGUUUCUCCAGUCUCCUGAACCAGGCACCACUGCCAACAGCUGAUGGAUGCACUUUCCCCUUCCAAUCUAAUGUCCGCUUGUACAUGGGCUUUCUUUUGUGUAAUGUGUCUUUGAUUACAAUUGAUUGGACUGGCUUACUAUGUCCGCUGAGUAUGUAUGUUGUGAUGUAAGUUGUACAGAUUCAUUUGUAUUGCCUGGUCAUGUUUGAGAAUAAAUGCUCUACCAGCAUUUUUUUAAACAA
Messenger RNA from Alosa alosa (allis shad), 2304 nucleotides. It is a transcript of the gene brd9, whose product is annotated as bromodomain containing 9. The coding region runs from base 97 to 2106 and encodes 669 amino acids. The record is from RefSeq and is a predicted model, not a curated record. Gene Ontology annotation, biological process: regulation of transcription by RNA polymerase II. Gene Ontology annotation, cellular component: nucleus. The transcript is spliced from 17 exons. Lineage: Eukaryota; Metazoa; Chordata; Actinopteri; Clupeiformes; Clupeidae.